Carassius gibelio (silver crucian carp) is the source of this 2370-nucleotide messenger RNA. Its product is annotated as chloride channel protein 2-like. The record is from RefSeq and is a predicted model, not a curated record. Gene Ontology annotation, cellular component: membrane. NCBI's taxonomy places the organism in Eukaryota, Metazoa, Chordata, Actinopteri, Cypriniformes, Cyprinidae. Bases 1 to 2370 code for a protein of 789 amino acids. Gene Ontology annotation, molecular function: voltage-gated chloride channel activity. Gene Ontology annotation, biological process: chloride transport; transmembrane transport. The transcript has 19 exons.
AUGUAUGGACGCUAUACACAGGAGUUGGGGGCCUUUGCCAAAGAAGAGGCAGCUCGUCUGCGUGAGGAUGGAGCACUGCGGAGGACCACCAGUGUGCGCGGCCAGGCGCCAGAACUGAUGGAGUAUGAGAAGGACCCGUGUGCCAAGUGUCAAGUCUGUACAUCAUGGUGUCGGAAGUUCUUGAUUUCCCGUGUUGGUGAAGACUGGAUCUUUCUCAUCCUCCUGGGACUUCUCAUGGCAUUGGUCAGCUGGGCUAUGGACUACACUAUUGCCUUCUGCCAGCAAGCACAGAAGUGGAUGUACGGUGGUCUGCACAAUAACAUGUUGCUACAGUACCUGGCCUGGGUCACUUACCCAGUAGUUCUAAUCACAUUCUCCGCCGGCUUCACACAGAUACUGGCGCCACAGGCAGUGGGCUCUGGGAUCCCAGAGAUGAAGACCAUUCUCCGAGGUGUGGUGCUAAAAGAGUACCUCACUUUCAAAACCUUCGUCGCCAAAGUGAUUGGCUUAACUUGUGCCCUUGGAAGUGGCAUGCCUCUGGGCAAAGAGGGACCAUUUGUUCAUGUUGCCAGUCUGUGUGCUGCUCUGUUGAGCAAAUUCAUGGCAUUGUUUGGAGGAAUCUACAUGGAAGAGCCCUUUGAGGGAAACAAGAACGAGCUGAGAAACACUGAGAUGCUGUCAGCCGCCUGUGCAGUGGGGGUGGGCUGUUGCUUUGCGGCCCCUAUUGGAGGAGUGCUGUUUAGUAUUGAGGUCACAUCUACGUUCUUUGCUGUGAGGAACUACUGGAGAGGAUUCUUCGCGGCAACCUUCAGUGCUUUUAUCUUCAGGGUGCUGGCGGUGUGGAAUAAGGAUGAGGAGACAAUCACGGCUCUCUUCAAAACGCGCUUUCGUCUGGACUUUCCCUUUGACCUCCAAGAGCUUCCAGCUUUUGCUGUGCUCGGGAUUGCCAGUGGUUUUGGAGGUGCGUUGUUUGUCUACCUGAACAGGAUCAUAGUGGAGUCUAUGAGAAAACAGAAAACCAUCAACAAGUUUUUGCUAAAAAAAAGACUAGUGUAUCCAGCAGUGGUCACUCUUCUUGUCUCUACACUCACCUUUCCUCCGGGGUUUGGACAGUUCAUGGCAGGCCAGCUGACUCAACAUGAGUCACUAGUGGCACUGUUUGACAACCAGACCUGGUACAAGCAAGGUGUUGCUGAGGAGUUUGCGUAUUCAAGUGAAGUACCCCAGGCCUGGAAGCAUCCACAAGUCGGUGUGUUUAUCACACUCCUCCUCUUCAUUGUCAUGAAGUUCUGGAUGUCAGCUUUGGCCACAACAAUGCCUGUUCCUUGUGGGGCCUUCAUGCCGGUUUUCCUCAUCGGGGCCGGGUUCGGUCGACUGGUGGGCGAGAGCAUGGCCGCCGUCUUCCCCGAAGGAAUACAUGCUGACAGCACUGUAUAUCCCAUAGUUCCCGGCGCAUACGCAGUUGUAGGGGCGGCGGCUCUUUCCGGCGCAGUCACUCACACCGUGUCCACCGCCGUCAUUGUGUUCGAGCUGACCGGGCAAAUCUCGCACAUCCUGCCCGUGAUGAUCGCCGUGAUAUUGGCCAAUGCCGUGGCCCAGAGUCUGCAGCCUUCCCUCUACGAUUCCAUCAUCCGGAUCCAGAAACUUCCCUACCUGCCAGAGCUGGGCUGGGGACAGGAGAAAUAUAAUAUCCGUGUGGAGGACAUAAUGGUGAGAGACGUGCGGUAUAUCACUCUCUCCUCCUCUUACCGGGACCUGCAGGAAGCGCUCAUAACAGGCCAGCUUAAAACCCUGGCCUUGGUGGAGUCCAAAGAGUCCAUGAUCCUGCUGGGCUCUAUAGAGCGCUCCCAGCUUCAGUCUCUGCUCUCGCAGCAGCUCUGCCGAGCUCGCAGGCUGGAGUACUUGAGAGAACGUGCUCAGGACAAUGGCACCCAUGUGCCCACCUUCCCCCAAGACUCUCCCUCCAGGACUGGUUGUGGUGUACGGUUCCUGAUCUCCACUGAAGAGUCCUCCUUCAGCCCCACACUGACUAACUCCCAGAUCCCCCUGGAUGACACCAGCCAUUGGACCAGUGGCGGAACAGAAGAAACAAAAACUGUGGAUGUGGGGGAAGGAGUGGCACUGUCUCCGCCAGCUCCUGAAGAGCAGUCUCCCACAUCUCAGAGUUGCCCGUGUCAGGGAAGCUUAGUCGUCUUCCUAGAGGACUUCGCAGCCGGAAGUGACACGGGGGGCAUCGCUCUCCUGCGUGGGGCUCAAUGCGCUGGCCUCGAAGAAAUCUCAGCACGGGGCGGAGCUGGUGUGGAGGAUACAGGGGGUGCCCAUGGCAACGAGCAGGCUGAGAUACUGCCCGCAAAUAUCACGUCGGAGUGA